AUGCGGGCAUUUGCGCGUGCUGUUCAGCGGCAGAGGUUCGGUGCUCGCAACUCGCCCUUCCACCAGUCUAGAAAACAACGCGGAUUUGCCUCUAUAAAUGCUCAGGAUGUCAAGGGGUUGACCGUCAUUGACCAUUACUAUGAGUACGAUUUCGGAACCUUUAUCGCGAAUAUAUACCGAACAUUGCUAAUUCCACUUAGCGCUCUCGUCGUAGGAGCAGGAGGCGCCGGCCUCCGCGCCGCCGUGGGCCUUACAGAAGCCGGACUGAAAACAGCAUGCGUAUCGAAGCUCUUCCCGACACGAUCCCACACCGUUGCCGCACAAGGAGGCAUCAAUGCCGCGCUCGGCAACAUGACAGAAGACGACUGGCGUUGGCACAUGUACGAUACUGUUAAGGGCUCCGACUGGCUCGGCGACCAAGACGCAAUCCACUACAUGACUAAAGAAGCCAUACCUGCGGUCGUCGAGCUCGAGAACUAUGGCAUGCCGUUCUCGAGAACGAAUGAGGGGACUAUAUACCAGAGAGCGCUGGGUGGGCAGAGCUUGAAGUAUGGCAAGGGUGGUCAGGCGUAUAGGACGGCUUGUGCGAGUGAUCGCACAGGACAUGCUAUGUUGCAUACGCUCUAUGGGCAGAGUUUGAAGGCGGGCGUGCAGUUCUUUAUUGAGUGGUUUGCGCUGGAUCUCAUCAUGAGUGAAGGGAAGUGUGUGGGUAUUACGGCGCUGAAUAUGGAAGAUGGGACGUGUCAUCGCAUGUUUGCUAAAAACACUGUUCUGGCGACGGGAGGCUAUGGUCGAGCAUACUUUAGCGCAACGAGCGCGCAUACGAGCACUGGCGAUGGGAGUGCUAUGGCUUCAAGAGCAGGGCUGCCGCUUCAGGAUAUGGAGUUUGUGCAGUUCCAUCCCUCUGGUAUCUACGGCGCGGGCGUCCUGAUCACAGAAGGUGCACGCGGCGAAGGCGGAUACCUCCUGAACUCUGAAGGCGAACGUUUCAUGGAACGUUACGCCCCAACAGCCAAGGACCUUGCAUCACGAGACGUGGUUUCGCGGUCUAUGAACCUCGAAAUUAUCGAGGGUCGAGGUUGUGGCGAAAGGAAAGACUUCAUCAACUUACAGCUAUCACAUCUACCGAAGGAGAUCAUCCAUGAGCGUUUACCGGGUAUCGCUGAAACGGCUGCAAUCUUUGCAGGCAUCGACAUUACAAAGGAGCCUAUUCCGGUCCUACCGACUGUACAUUACUGCAUGGGUGGUAUUCCGACAAACUACCACGGCCAGGUCCUUGACGUGAAGGACGGAAACGACCAAGUCGUUGAUGGAUUGUACGCUGCGGGCGAAGCAGCAUGUGUCAGCGUACAUGGCGCGAAUCGACUCGGCGCCAACUCCUUGCUUGACAUCGUAGUGUUCGGCCGAGCAACAGCGCUCCACAUAGCCGACAACCACACCCCCGGGGCAACCCACAACCCCUCCGAAAGAAACAUCGGCCUCGACUCUAUCAGCGAAAUAACCACCUUUCUUGACUCCGCCGGCUCCACACCCACUUCCUCCCUGCGCUCUGACAUGCAAUCCACGAUGCAAAAAACCACCGCUGUAUUCCGCAAGCAAGACUCCCUCACGCAAGGAAACUUGCAACUCUCUUCCAUCGAAUCGUCCUUCAAGCGGGACUUGGGCGUCACCGACAAGAGCCUGAUUUGGAACACGGAUCUUGUGGAGACGCUUGAAUUGAGGAAUCUGUUGACGAAUGCGGUGCAGACGAGUAGGGCAGCGUUGACACGGACGGAGAGUAGGGGGGCGCAUGCGAGAGAUGACUACAAGGAGAGGGAUGAUAAGGAUUGGAUGGUGCACAGCUUGACCUGGCAGAAAGAAAUUGGUGACGAGGUCAAGUGGGGUACGAGGGCAGUUACAAUGGGGACGUUGGAUGAAGAUGAAUGUAAGAGUGUGCCGCCUGUUAAGAGGAGUUAUUAG
Molecule: messenger RNA, 1959 nt
Organism: Macroventuria anomochaeta
Lineage: Eukaryota; Fungi; Ascomycota; Dothideomycetes; Pleosporales; Didymellaceae
Product: succinate dehydrogenase
Exons: 3
Coding region: 1-1959 (652 amino acids)
Biological process (GO): mitochondrial electron transport, succinate to ubiquinone; tricarboxylic acid cycle
Molecular function (GO): electron transfer activity; flavin adenine dinucleotide binding; succinate dehydrogenase (quinone) activity
Source: RefSeq, a predicted model, not a curated record